Molecule: messenger RNA, 1533 nt
Organism: Quercus lobata
Lineage: Eukaryota; Viridiplantae; Streptophyta; Magnoliopsida; Fagales; Fagaceae
Product: neurofilament medium polypeptide-like
Exons: 5
Coding region: 1-1533 (510 amino acids)
Source: RefSeq, a predicted model, not a curated record
AUGGGGAAAAAUGAGGAUAAACGUUUCACCAAGCCCAACCUUAAGUUAGUCAACAAAGCAAACUUGGAUAGGGUAUUGAAAGCCGAGAUAUACGUAAACGAAGCUGACGGCCAACUCCGAGCAACCCAUUUAAUCCUCGGCUACACCCCCCUCUCGUUUACUUUCCAAGCGCCGAAGUGCGUGAUCAAAGCCCGCGAUCCUCGACUUCACCGUAUUAGUGUUGCCUUCAAGGGGUUCAUCAUUCCAAAAGGUAUCCCACUUCCCCAGGAUACAUCCCGCACUGAGCCCCUUUUUGUGGCUGUCGUCUCAAUAGGAGCCUCUUCAUCCCAGCCUGUCCUCAGAGAAGAGGAAGUAGAAAAGAAAGAGGAAAAGGAAGAAGAAGAGGAAGAAGUUGUAGAACUCUCAGACUCCUCGGAAGAUUUUGGGGUUUUUGAUCAACCUAUACGCUCCGAGGAAGAUCUUGAUGAAAUGGGAAUACAAAGGAAGCCCCAAAGAAGUUUAAUGGAGUUGAUCGAGAAUCAGCCUGGGGGGAAGAAUGCGCCGGGGAAAUCAACGGAACAGAAAGGGAAAGACGUGGUGGAUGUUGGCAAGUCCCGUCCGACCCGUGAGGAAGAUGCCCAAAGAGCGGCAAAGCAGCAAAAGACUAGCCAUCUUCCUCAGCGAGGCCAAGAGAGGUUUGACACUCAACCUCCUAAGUCUCAAGCCUGGCUGCCAGCACCCAUGCAUGCUGGGGAGCCCCUACGAAAUGAUGCAUCUAUUAGGGACUUCAACGGUGGCAUUAGGUGUCACGUUAUCCAAAAUACUUUUAAGCUGGAUGAGAGGCUCAAUAUUUGCUACAGUCAGCUAGACGAUGAAAAGAAGAAAUGGGCGUCGGCUGUACAAACUUUGACACAAUCCGAGCAGGACUUGGCUGAUGCGAGGAAAAAGUUACUUACUGAGGAGCAAGCCCACAAGAGCGCUGACUCGGCCUUGGAAGGCUAUCAAAAACAGACCGAGGACCAGGGAAAGCGCUUGCAUGAGGCAAAUGCAGAACUAAAGACUGCCUGGGAGCAAGUUGCAGUCCUUAAGAAGCACUUGGAGGAAACCCAAAAGCUGAGGGAGCAAGCUGAAAAGUCUAGGGAGGAAGCUGAGAAAGCAAAAGUCGAGGCCGAACAGGCAAUGAAUGAAGCUGAGCAGAAAGGCUAUGAAAUCGGUGUGGCUGAGACGGAGGAGACAUUAAAAGCAGAGGUGCCAAUGGUGUGCCCUCCUCCAUCUAGUCAGGCUGAAGACACUCCCUCAACCAUCAAUCCUAAUGAGGGGGUUUUGCCUCCAAGUCUUCCUCCUCCUGGCCAACCGGAACCGGCUAAAGGGAACAAUGCCCCUCCAGAAGCUUCCUUGGACAAGACUGCAGCUGCUUUUGAGGCAGAAGUGGCCUCUCAGGGCUUUCAACAGGAUUUGGCUUCCACAGUCAUGUCAGCUGAGGGAGCUGCUAAGGAUAAAGAGGGAGUCACCACCUCAGAGGCAGAUAAAUCAACCAACCAAGCUCCAAAUUAA